Molecule: messenger RNA, 843 nt
Organism: Dentiscutata heterogama
Lineage: Eukaryota; Fungi; Glomeromycota; Glomeromycetes; Diversisporales; Gigasporaceae
Source: the annotation of a GenBank genome assembly
AUGGCCACUUUAAAAGUCAAUCAGAUGGAUUUAGAGCAAAGUCACGAAGAACAGAUUGCCGCGAUUGAAGAAUCCUUUAGAGUCGCAAAUGAUCCAAAUGAACUUAAAAAACUUACACAUCCUAAAAAUCCGAAUGCAACACCUGAAGAAAUUCUUUCUAUAUUACCAGAAUUUGAAUAUCAACAUAUUGUGGUUGUACAAGCCAGUUUUGAUAAUGAUCCUUGGGAAGGCCUGCUCAUGGAAGACGAUGAAGAUCAUGGGAGAAAUAGACCAGAACGAAUUCGUAAGGCAUUAAUCAAUCCAGUAGUGUCUGGAAAUGAGAAGUUUUUGAUGUUAUAUGUCCCAUCAGCUGAAACUGCACAAAGAUUAUCAAAUCUUAAAUCAUACGAUGAUGGUCAAGGAGAAUAUAAUUAUAAAUGGGUUAGAGAUUAUGUUACUGACAAGAAUCAGAUUCCAAAAAAUUCACAACUUUUAUUUAUGGAACGUUAUGUUGACGAAGAUGAAACAAAAGAGAAAGUAAUGGUUUACGUUCCUUUUGCAGUUAGGUGGAAUAUGAAACGUAGACGACAAACAGAGAGAGUACGAGUACCAGAGAAUUAUGGAAAAACAACUUUUUUGAAAUAUUCCUAUAGAGUUCCUGAAGAUGAGGAGACCAGUCAAGUGGAAUUGUUAAUAAAUGAAGGGCUUCAUGAAGAUGAAGUGAAGCGUAUCAUGGCCAAGAGAAGACGGAUUGAACGACCGACAGUUACACAAACCACACAAAAUGAUCACAACACACCGAAUGAUCACAACACACCAAUUGAUCAGAAUUCACCAAUUGAUCAACAUACACCAAUUGAUUGA